Molecule: messenger RNA, 785 nt
Organism: Cataglyphis hispanica
Lineage: Eukaryota; Metazoa; Arthropoda; Insecta; Hymenoptera; Formicidae
Gene: Chrac-16
Product: chromatin accessibility complex 16kD protein
Exons: 2
Coding region: 145-669 (174 amino acids)
Cellular component (GO): CHRAC; nucleus
Molecular function (GO): protein heterodimerization activity
Source: RefSeq, a predicted model, not a curated record
CUAGCGCCCUCCGAGAUCACAUAAAGAACAUCAAAGAACUAAUUGUAAAACUUCAAAUUGUGCCUGUGAUUUAUUAUUGUCAACGUUCUUUUUGUGGCUUCGUGUAAUUUUAUUUGCUUGACUUAUUUUCUAUCGAAUAUACCCAUGAGUACACAAGCUUCUUCUGCAAAAAUGAAAGAAUUACGUUUACCAAUCUCAAGGGUAAAAACAAUUAUGAAGAGUUCUCCUUAUGUUGAUACUGUCGGACAGGACGGAUUGUAUUUGGUUACAAAAGCUACGGAACUCUUUAUACAUUAUCUAACAGAGGAGGCACAUAUGCAGAAUAACAAAGGAUCUUCUUUGGAUUAUAAACACUUGGCAGAAGUGGUGCAGACAAAUGACACACUGGAAUUUCUCAGAGAGAUAAUGCCCAGAAAGAUUACAGUCAGACAAUUUAAGGAAAUGAUGGCAGCCAAGAAUGCGUCUCACAGUAGUUCCUCUGAGAGUAGCUCAGACUCAGACAGCGAUAGUGAUACGGAUACAGAUUCCUGCUCGGACAGUGACGAAACAAAAGCAGAAAAUGGGAACACAUCAGGCAGUGAGCGAGAAAGUGAAACUAAAGAGAACGGUGCUUGUCAUUCAGAUAGUGAAAGCAGUGUAAAAAGUGAUAGCGAGGACAACAAGAGAUGAGUAUCAUUGAUCUCUUUAUGUCCAACAGAUAGACGCUUUGAUUAUUUAACAAAUUUAUGGAUUGUUUUUUAAAUUAUCUGUAUAGAUCUAUUAAUAUAAAGAUCUACUAAUAUCAA